This is a messenger RNA of Pantherophis guttatus, 4942 nucleotides long. RefSeq lists its product as uncharacterized. NCBI's taxonomy places the organism in Eukaryota, Metazoa, Chordata, Lepidosauria, Squamata, Colubridae. Gene Ontology annotation, molecular function: catalytic activity. The record is from RefSeq and is a predicted model, not a curated record.
CAUUUUAGCUUCUUAUGUCGAGUGAAUCCAGGCCGUAUGGAUUUAUUUUGUAAUACUACCACCACCCCGCCUCACCCCAAAUUCAAGUGAAGUGUUGGCAUUUAUCGGUCAUCGAUAAAUGAACAGGUGAAACUAGGUGGGGACUUAUCUGAAGAGCUUGAAGAGAGCAGCGUAACAGGACAGAAUGAAUGUCCUGUAUUAAAAUUUCAGAGUGGUGUGUGUGGAGAUCUCCUCCAUUGGCGCAAACAUGCGAUUAACCGAAAGCGAGGCGUUGGGCAGGUGGCUAUUCAGGCAUGUUGCUUGAUGGAAUUACGGAAAAAUACCAAGCUGAGGAAAUAGCUGCUUUCAUCAAGCUCCGCCUCCAACCCAGUAAAAAUCUGCGAGACGGAGGGAAGCAUUUUGUACUCUUCUUCGGCUUUCUGAUCUUCUCGUUUUCCGUGCGGCACCGGCCACCUGAGCCAUGAAGGACGAAGGCUGGCAACUAUCGACGAUCGCCUGGGGAGCUGCGCUUUUCGUUUGUUUUAUUUAGGUUUCUUGCGGCGUGUUACUGGUGCGGCUGGCACAGCUUUUCACCGCCGGCGGUCGGACCGCUUCGAAAAAUCUUGGCGACCUCCCGUGGACGUGUGGUCCCCCAGACUAUCUGGCUUUCCUCUACAGCUUUGCGUGCACCUGGUCAAUACAGAUGAACAAUUUUACUGCUCUACGCUACCUUGAUAUUCCUGAAGAUCCUACUUUCGUGCCAUUGAUGGCUUCAGAAAGAAAAGAGCACAAGUCAGAAUCAAAAAAUGUCUCAGCAAUUCUCCAGAGUUUGAUGGAAUCAAGUUCAUGUUCUGCAAGUUCUGCUUUCAGAUUUAAAGGGAUUCAGGACUACUUGAAAUGCUAUAGAUCUGGAAUGGUAACACCCCGACAAGUUGCCAAGAACAUUGUUGCUGCUCUGAAAGAAGUUGGGAAAGUUGAUCCUAACCUCCAGGCAAUUGCUCAGUGGAAUGAGGAGGAGAUAAUCAAGAUGGCUGAGGAAUCCACAGCUCGUUACAGAAGCAAACAGCCUCUCUCACUCUUGGAUGGAAUUCCAGUGUGCUUAAAAGAAGAAAUUAAAGUGGUGCCCUAUCACCACCGAAGUGGAACUGUAUACUUGGGCACAAAGCCGGAGACUGAAGAUGCCACUGUGACAAAGAAACUACGGGAGGCUGGUGCCAUUAUCAUUGGCGUCUCGAACAUGCAUGAAUUGGGUAUUGGGACCACUGGAUGUAAUCCCAAUAGAUAUCAUGGCACUACUAGAAAUCCAUACAAUCCCCAGCAUUUUACUGGUGGUAGUUCUAGUGGAUCAGCAGCAGCAGUGGCUGCAGGCCUCUGUCCACUGGCUAUUGGUACAGAUGGAGGUGGUUCUGUGAGGAUCCCAGCUUCUUUCUGUGGUAUUGUGGGACUAAAAGGUACAUUUGGACGAAUCAGUGGAUUUGGGUGUCAUCCUCUCUCAUAUUCUACUGUUAGUCUUGGCCCUCUCUGCACUUCAGUUGCAGAUGCUGCUAUUGCUUAUGCUACCUUGGCUGGGUCAGAUUUACAGUAUCCCUAUGGAUUGCACCAACCUGAACCAUCCUUCUCAGAAAACAUCAACACUGAUCUGAAUGGUUUAAAAUUGGGAAUUGAUUGGAGUUUCUUUAAGGCAUGUGAUACUGAAAUCUUAGCUGUCUGCCAAAAAGCAGUGGAGUUCCUAGCGGACUUAGGAGCCUCAGUAGUUGAAGUAUCUUUGCCAGAGAUAGAAGAGGUUCGUGUGGCUCAUGUAAUCUGCAUUCUCAGUGAAAUGAGAGAUUUCCUGCAGUCUGACUUCAACAAUCAGUUUGAACAAAUGAAUUUGGAGACUCGUUUGAACCUUGCAAUAGCUUCUCAAAUCACAGCCUUGGACUAUAUUAAGGCAAAUCGGCAGCGGAGUCGAAGCAUGGCUUCCCUGAAAGACAUAUUUUCCAAGGUGAAUUGUCUCCUUACACCAGGUACUGCAUGUUGUGCCCCAGCGAUCCAUGAAUCAGACCUCUUGACUGGAUGUAGUGAUGUUCAGACAACUCUACGGACCAUGAGAUACAUGCAGUUGGCCAACUUGACAGGCAUUCCAGCCCUAGUGGUACCAGUUGGAUAUACAAUUUCAGGACUUCCCAUCAGCCUUCAGAUACCGAGUGCCCAAACUGUGUGUGCGCACAUGCCCAAACUGAAAGGUGCGUGCACUCGCAAAUGUGUGCGAACAUGGUGUAUGCAUACAUGGACAUGCGCAGCAGAGACCAGAAGACCAGCUGGCCGGUGGGAGGCGGGGCAUCCCAACACUGGCAGUGCGGCAAGAGGUAAGAUCUUUUUCUUUUGUGAGCUUCUGUUUCGGCGUCUGCAGGGAAACAAAAGCUUACGAAAGAAAUGCCACGGAGAUCUGACCUGGGGCGACGGCGCACGUGCCAGCAGAGAGGGCUCUGCAUGCUACCUCUGGCAUGUGUGCCAUAGGUUCGCCAUCACGGACCUAUAUUCAUCCAAUUUCUUUUUUUUUUCAAUUUCUGAAUCUUCCUCAGAUGUGGCCAUAUUCCUUCCUAGCCCUUGUUAGGCCAAUAAUCACAGAUGGUGGAAAUAUGUUUUAUAUUUCUACCAAAUCCUACUGAAAUUCACAUAGAUCUUCCAUCUUUUGCAAAUUCAGGGGAGCAAAUAAAACUGCAUUAUUUAGUCAAAUAUUAAAUACUGAUGCCUUUUAUUUAGAAUGAGACUCAACUAUUCUAUUUGUUUGCUUAACAACUUUUCAAAAUAGAAAGAUGUCUGCUUUCUAUUACAGAAGUUUAUAGUUUACAGAAAUGAUAUUGAGGUAUUCUGUGUCUUAUGUGGCAGGUUGCUCUAAGUGUAUCCUAUUGUGUAAUAAGAAAUCUUUUUAAUAUAGUAUGGAUUUCGAAAACGGGAAAUUGGGAAGUUGUCCAUCACCUAGAAAGGGAGUUAACAUACCAUAGCAUUCCUGGCAUUCCUAAUGUUUUGACAAAAGUACCCACUCAAACAUUCAUGCAUAAGCUAUGACCAAUUUUGUUUCAAAUAUAUACUAACAAAAGUUUAUAAGUAGUCCUUAUAGCCCGUUGCUUAGCAUUCAUUCGAAUGUACAACCAAUUUUCCCAAGGCUAUCUGUCCAAGACUAUUUGGAUUCAAAAUUCUGACAGUUGGCUGCCCACCACUCCUUGCAGUCAAGUAAUUGCACUUUGGACAUCUGGCAACUGGCCCACAUUUACAACCAUUUGCAGCAUUAUGUGACUGUAGUUUAUAUUUUUUGCCAGAAACUGGUAUUUCCAGUUACCAGCAAAAAACAGCCAUUGUAGACAAAGGAUUCACUUAAUGAUUGUGAUUAUUGAUUGAUCAAUAACCACUGCAAAAACAUUGAAAACAUUGUAAAAUUGGUCGUGGUCAUGUUGCAGUCCAAUUAAUUAUUAGCAUGACUUACGACCAUAAUUCUGUAGUUGACUACAUGUAUGAUAUAUGCAUAACCAACCCCAUCUUGGCCUGAGCUAUUGGUAAUUUCCAAUAUCAGAUAAUCUAGGAUCCAAUGGCUUUGCAUUGUAAUGAGAGUGAGUUUGGUCUAGUGCAGGGGUAUCAAACUUGUGGCGUCAUGUUGUAGUCACAUGACGUAUGUGACUUUUCCUUCACUAAAAUGGGUGGGCGUGGCCAGCGCGUGACGCAUCCAGCCCAAGGGCUGCAAGUUUGACAUCAUUGGUCUAGUAGUUAAGGUGUCAGGCUAAAAGGUGGGAGAUCAGAGUUUUAGUCUUACCUUAGCCAUGAAAGCCAAAUGGGUGAUCUUGGGCCAGUCAGUCUCUCUCAGAUCUACUCACCUCAAAGGUUUGUUGGGAAAGUAGGAGGAGGAAGGUGUAUUGGUUAUGUUCACUGCCUUAUUUGUAAAAAUACUAAAGAUGGGAUAUAAAUAAAUGAAAAUUAUAUCAGGGCUUCCACCUUUGAUAGCAUUCCAACCAUCUAUGCAGUAGGUAGCUAGUUGUCAUUUCUUUAUUUUUUAAGUGUGUGAAUUGAUCAGGUUAGAGCUAUCAGACUGGAAAAGGAUGGGAGGCUUAGACUUUUCCUUUUCUGUUUUCUUAAAUCCCUGGUUUACUCUUUGGGAAGUAAGAAUUUUAAAAAGAACAAAUAGGCUACACAGAGCACCUAGAGGAGUCCUAUUUUAUAGGAUAUUUUCAGUGGUGGGUUGCUACUGGUUCGCCCUGGAUUGGGCGAACCGGUAAUGGAGGUGGAAGCCGCCCAGACGCUUCUGUGCAUGUGCAGAAACGUCAUGCACGCUCAUGAGCGAACCGGUAGCGAUGGGUUUUGAAACCCGCCCCAGAUAUUUUAUGCUUUUCUCUCAAAAUAAAUCUCUGUUCAGAGUACAUGAUACACACCAGCUGGACUAAACUAAUUAACAUACAAUUGAACUUCCUGAGUGUGGGACUUUUACAAGAUUGAAAUCUGGAAAUCACUUUGCCUCUAUUAUGUAAGGAAGGGUGUUCUGUACUUAUUAUAAUGCCUUUAAAGAAGGUCCAAUAUUUAGUUUUCCAAAAUAUAACUCUGGAAAUUCCAGUUGAAAUAAGGUAUUCUGAUUAUAUUUUGGUGACUUGGUUUGGUUUGAGCCCAGAGAAAAAUGUUGAUUUUAAUCCAUACACUUUUAGAAAACCUGGGCCACUGGUUCCUAAUGCAAAGCCUCCUUUUGUUUACCCACAAAACAUUUCUUCUAAUGCCCUUAUUCUGGAGCCUGGAAGAUGAUUUAAAAAUAAAAAGAUCUCUAUGUCUUUCUCCAGAAUUCUGCUUAUUAAUGGGACAGCUUGCAUGAGCCUCUUAUUUCAAUAGAAGACCUAUUUUCCAGUUAUUUUUGCAUUUCCAGUUUUGAAAAAAAUGUUGGUUUCCACUGAAAAACUUAUCCCUGUACAUGCUGAUGUAAUAAAUAUACUGUAUAGCCUGUGAA